CUCCUCUCAGAUGACUCUGGAAGAGAGUCUGAAUGAAUGCAUGGAGGCUCUGGAUCUCUUCCUGAACAACCACUUCAGCGAGAGCCUGGAUAAGCUGCGGCCGAGAGUGAAUGAGAGUAUGUACCACGCUCUUAUCUACGCCACAGUGCUGGAAAUGCAAGCCAUGAUGACUUUCCAGCCAGAAGACAUCAGCAACGCAGGAAAUACCAUGAAGAGUGCCCAGGAUGUCUGCCAGAGGUUUCGACGGAAGUCUGCAGUUUUAUCCAACAAGUCAGAAUCACUCACUGAAGUGCAGCUUCAUGCAGAAGCUUGUUACGCAGAGUGUCAACUCCAAAGAGCUGCCCUCACCUUCCUACAGGAUGAGAACAUGGUGAGUUUUAUCAAAGGAGGGAUGAAAGUGCGGAACAGUUACUUAAUUUAUAAAGAACUGCAUACCUUCACUAAAUCUCACAGCUGUAACAAAGGGCCGAGCCACGUUCACUUAGAGGGGGGGAUAUCGUUCGGAAUAGGGGCGUUUAAUCUGACACUGUCUCUAUUUCCUCCUCGGAUACUCAAAGUGUUGGAGUUUGCAGGUUUCUCUGGCGACAAGGAGUACGGUCUGUCUCUUCUGCAUGACGGUGCGACGGGGAAGAAUCUGCGCUCCAUGCUGUGCGCUCUGCUAGUGCUCUGCUACUACACCUUCCUCACAGUCAUACUAGGUACGGGGGAGGGAGAUGUGACUGAAGCUGAAAAGCUGCUGAAACCUUUCCGGCUCCGUUAUCCACGGGGAGCGAUAUUCCUCUUCUUUGCAGGCAGGACUGAAGAGAUCAAGGGGAACAUUGAUGAGGCUAUUGCGCUCUUUGAAGACGGCUGCAAGGCCCAGCAGGCGUGGAAGCAGUUCCACCACAUGUGCUACUGGGAGCUGAUGUGGUGCUACUCCUACAAGCGAGACUGGAAGAUGGCGUACUUCUACGCAGACCUGCUGAGCAAGGAGAGCCGCUGGUCCAAGGCCAUGUACGUUUACAUGAAAGCUGCUUACCUCAGCAUGCUGCCUAUAGACGAGUCCAGACCGUUCGGGGACAACGAAGUCGACCUCUUUAGACAAGUGUCCACUUUAAAGCAGAAGAUAGCCGGAAAAUCUCCCCCGACUGAGAAGUUUGCGAUCCGUAAAGCCCGACGCUACAAGGCUCGCUGCCCGAUCCGGCUGCCAGUGCCAGUGCUGGAGAUGAUGUACAUGUGGAACGGGUUCAGUAUGAUCAGCAAACGGCCGGAGCUGACUGAAGGCAUGAUGCAGACUUUGGUUGAGGCAGAGCGAUGUCUCCUGGAGUCUCCCGAGAAAGAGUAUCUGGUGGAUGACCGCUGUGUGAUCUACCUGCUGAAGGGUCUGUGUUUGAAGAACCAGGGUCUCCUGCAAGCUGCUGAGGAGUGCUUCAACAAAGUGUUUACAAGUGAAAAGAAGAUUAAGUUCGAUCACUACCUGGUGCCCAACUCUCUGGUGGAGCUCAGCCUGCUCUACAUCGCCCAGGGAAGAAGAGACGAGGCUAUCAAACUCCUGCACAAAGCCAAACAAAACUACAAAGAUUACUCGAUGGAGUCUCGUACUCAGUUCAGGAUUCACGCUGCUCUGGCCAAACUGAAGGCUGACCCUGGGGAGGAGGAGGACACACACAUGUAGGGGGAGAGGACACACAUGUAGAGGGAGAGGACACACAUGUAGAACACACACGUAGGAGGACACACACAUGUAGGGGGAGAGGACACACACAUGUAGGAGGACGCUUCUUCAUCACCUCCUCUUCAUCAUCUUCAUGGUUUUAACUUGGUACCCAGCUUUUAACCCGAAUCCGUUUGUAUCCCUGUGUUCGGAUAUGCACACUACACUAACACAAGUAAAGACAACAAGGAAAUGUAAAUACAGGAGACAUUUUAUUUUGUGUUUUAUGGUUAAUAUUGAAAACAUUUAAGAACACUCUGAUUCAAAGUCCUUAUAAAUAUAAAUUAUGAGAAAUUGUUUGUAUGUCUUAAUGACUUGUAUAGUAAUUAUGUAAUGUUCCUGUAUGGAGAGCGGUACUUAAUAACAACAUGAUUGAGUUAAUUAAGCAUCAUGUGUUUUUGGAAAGACGAUGUUCAUGGUACUUCAACUGCAAGAUUUAUUCAAACCAAAUCAUCCCAACUGUUACCUGGCUUUGAGAAAUGCACACCAGUGUUUGAUCUGUAACAGUCUGUGAACUUUCCAAAACUUCAAUGUAUACAAAUUAUUUUUGCAUAAAUAAAUUCCACUCCCAAAUC
Molecule: messenger RNA, 2268 nt
Organism: Gymnodraco acuticeps
Lineage: Eukaryota; Metazoa; Chordata; Actinopteri; Perciformes; Bathydraconidae
Product: tetratricopeptide repeat protein 39A
Molecular function (GO): protein binding
Source: RefSeq, a predicted model, not a curated record